AUGGGCGACUACAAGUCUGCCUCUGCGACUCCGUCCCCGUCCGGCUUCAACUACAGCCUUCAAGGACUGCCUUACAGCGAAACUCGAGCGUCCAAGCCUCCCAUCCCCGUCACCCGCUCAGUCUCAUCGUUACAUCGAAUUGCAGACUUGGAGCCAGACAAGCCACUGUGUUCUCCGCUGACAGGGGACAGCGCGUCCACCUCCUCCAAUAAGAGAUACAGCCCGCACGCGUCGGCAUCGCCGCAAGAUGGAGACGGACCGCGCUCCCAACUUGCGUGCUCAAUCUCCGUGCGAGAGAGUCAGACGAGCACCACGCUGAGCCUCAAUACAAGAACGCCCACAAUAUCCAGCCUAACCUCGGGCACUCUGAGCAUUCCUCAGAUUCGCGUCAACGAGACUGCCUUCACUCGGGAGUCUUUUGCGGACCGCAGCAGCAACAUCAGCACCACAGAGAGCGGGAGAUGGUUAUCACUGGGACAGUCACGGUCGAGUUCGGCUGCAUCCUUCAAAGAGACAGGCAAAGGCACACAGGAUACAUCUUCAGAAGCCCAUGGUCUAUCCUUGGAUAUCAACCUUCCUACAACCGGAUUCGGAGAAGAGCUUCUUCCCACGACCAGCAUUGAGUUCUCCAAGAGGGGGAGCAUGCUCAUUGAUGGGAGGAGGGUCAAUCAGUCCAACCGCAAGAGUUCCCCCAAUCUUGCUCCGAUCAUGGAUGAAGAAAGAAAAGUGAAUGUAGAGCCCCGUGUGCCAGAGGCGACUGCUGGCGACGGGCAAUCUGCGCCCACAGCCGUGGCAAGGACUCCGAAUGGCCGCCCUUCAACCAAGACCCUUUCCGCCGAUGAAGAACUCUUGUCUGAAAAGGUCCGCGCAUUCUACGCUGCAGGCACGGACGGUCAAUAUGACACAGAGUCCAACGUCAAUCUGGCAGCGCGCAUGGGAGCUCGAUGGCAGUCGACAUUGGUCGCCGAUAAUCGCAGUGCCGGCAAUCCAUCCCUUUCGCGCGCUACUUCCACUACAGAUAUUUACGAAGAUGCCAACAACUCGAGGCAGCCAAGCAUGGCCACCUCGGCCUCUCAUUCAUAUAUGGUCCCCGAGCGCGAGGAGAACGAGCUUGCCGGCGGUUUAGAAGACUGGAAAGAUAUCGAUAACGCAGAUGUGGACCGCUACGGCUUUAUCAUGGCCAAAGCCUCGACCACCUCUGUUGACGGCGUCGACGAGUCCAAAUCGCAGCGGCUGACCCGAGUAUCAACAAGUUUACAGCUCGCCAGUGAGACGCCACGGAGGAAAAACACUAUCCGCCGGACACCCAGCAGCGCACAUGGAUCUAUGCGGUCAUUGCAGAGCAAACAGGCUAGCCCAGAAAACACUCCACCUCGGCCCGUGAGUUCCCAAAGCGCCUAUGCGCGCCCGCAGCGUCGAAACGCUUCUAGCAGAAUACCACUACCAGGUUCCAAAAACCGUCGUCUAAUGGACUCGGCAAUGGACAUGCUUACACUCCCAACCUCGGCGCAAUCGGUGGUCGAAAACGGACAUGUGCACAUCGACAAUGCGCGAGCACGGCGGAAAGAGCUCGAACGUGAGGCAAAAUGGCGGCGGAUGGCAAAGGCGAAGACUCCCUCAAAGGACCCCCAAAGCGGUCUCCCCCUCGUGGGCGCCGGUUCCGAAAGCGAAUACACUUUCGAGACAACAAAUCCAAAACUCAUCGAGCGAACUUGGAAGGGUAUCCCUGACAAGUGGCGCGCAACGGCAUGGCACAGUUUUCUCAGCGCAUCCGCUUCGAGGCGGAAAAAUUGUGCCAGUGAUGCCGACCUGAUCUCUUUAUUUCAUUCUUACCAGGAUCAAGCGAGUCCGGAUGACGUCCAGAUCGACUUGGACGUGCCGCGGACGAUAUCUUCACACAUCAUGUUCAGGAGAAGAUAUCGGGGCGGCCAACGUCUGUUGUUCCGCGUUCUUCAUGCUAUGUCGCUGCAUAUUCCUUCAACCGGAUAUGUUCAAGGUAUGGCGGCGCUUGCGGUCACGUUACUGGCAUACUAUGACGAAGAAAAAGCCUUUGUGAUGCUUGUGCGUAUGUGGGAACUGCGCGGUCUAGGGGAGUUGUACAAAUCCGGCUUUGGUGGGUUGAUGGCCGCGUUGGAUGAUUUUGAAAAGGGAUGGUUGGAUCAAGGGGAAGUAGCCAGAAAAUUGGAGGCACUGAAUAUCGGGCCCACCGCGUAUGGAACGAGGUGGUAUCUCACAUUGUUCAACUAUGCAAUCCCGUUUCCGGCACAAUUGAGGGUAUGGGAUGUGUUCAUGUUGCUGGGCGACGAUGUCACGGCCACAGACUCACCCGCGGUUCCUCCAAGCCGUGGUACGUCGUCGUCGAAAGACAGAUGUCAAGCCGACGCUGAAGGGGCUUUGUUUGGAACAACCUUGGACGUCCUCCACGCCGCCUCUGCGGCCCUGAUCGAUGGCAUGCGGGACAUCCUUCUAGAUUCGGAUUUCGAAAAUGCCAUGAAGGUUCUGACCAGCUGGAUCCCCAUUCAGGACGAGGAUCUCUUUAUGCGGAUUGCGAGGGCCGAGUGGAAGAUUCAUCACGGGAGAAUAAAGGCACGAUGA
This is a messenger RNA of Cladophialophora psammophila CBS 110553, 2595 nucleotides long. RefSeq lists its product as uncharacterized. Bases 1 to 2595 code for a protein of 864 amino acids. NCBI's taxonomy places the organism in Eukaryota, Fungi, Ascomycota, Eurotiomycetes, Chaetothyriales, Herpotrichiellaceae. The transcript has a single exon. The record is from RefSeq and is a predicted model, not a curated record.